Messenger RNA from Colletotrichum graminicola M1.001, 1518 nucleotides. RefSeq lists its product as uncharacterized. The transcript has 4 exons. Gene Ontology annotation, cellular component: membrane. Gene Ontology annotation, molecular function: carbohydrate:proton symporter activity. Gene Ontology annotation, biological process: carbohydrate transport; transmembrane transport. Bases 1 to 1518 code for a protein of 505 amino acids. NCBI's taxonomy places the organism in Eukaryota, Fungi, Ascomycota, Sordariomycetes, Glomerellales, Glomerellaceae. The record is from RefSeq and is a predicted model, not a curated record.
AUGGCGCUCCCUCCCAAGUGGUACCAGUUCCUUGUGAGCGUCUUCGCCUCGCUUGGUUCUUUCAACUACGGUUAUGACCUGGGUGUCAUUGCUUCCGCCAUUGCUUCGGCAUCCUUCAAGACCAAGUUUGGCGACGAUCCCAACGAGAUUGGUGCCGUCGUCUCCGUCUUUACCGGAGGUGGUUUUAUCGGUGCUGGCCUUGCUGGCCCUACGGGUGACAGACUUGGCCGUAAGCUAACCAUCCUGAUCGGCGCUACCAUAUUCGUUCUCGGCGGUGCUCUCCAAGCCGGAGCGCAAUCGUUGGCCUUUCUCUAUGCCGGACGCGCUCUCGCUGGUGUUGGUGUCGGUUUCCUGACUAUGAUCAUCCCCAUGUACCAAGCCGAGCUUUGCCACCCAAGUAUCCGCGGACGAGUCACCGCUCUGCAACAGUUUAUGCUCGGUGUUGGUGCUCUCUGUGCUGCAUGGAUCUCCUACGGCACGUAUGUCGGAUUUGCCGAGGACGAUAAUAACCAAUGGCGUGUCAGCCUGGGAAUCCAAUGUAUUCCCGGUGGUAUCCUGGCUCUGCUCAUUCUCUUGUUUCCUGAAUCUCCUCGUUGGCUCAUCGAUCACGGCCGCCUAGACGAGGGUCUCCAGACUCUAGCCAAGCUGCAUGCACACGGCGACAUCAAUGACGCCUGGGUUCGCGCCGAGUUUGACCAGAUUCAAGAAUCCAUCGCUUUGGAGCAUGAAGGAUCUGCCAAGUCCUACAAGGAGCUCUUCACCGACAAGUCUUGCUUCCGUCGCCUCUUUCUUGCUUGCGCUCUGCAGGGUUCGAUCCAGAUGACGGGUGUGAGUGCCAUUCAGUACUACUCCGUCGCCAUCUACGAGAAAAUCGGCAUUGCUGGUGACGAAACUCUCCGCUAUCAGGCCAUCUCUUCCGUCAUCGCACUGGUGGCCCAGUUCCUUUGCAUGAUGCUCAUCGACAAGACUGGCCGCCGAUGGCCCUUGAUCUUGGGUAAUCUUGGCAACUGUGUUACCUUCAUUAUCGCAACCAUUCUACUGGCAAAGUUCCCCCCCGGCUCUGAACAUGCCAGUGGAAGCGCCGCUUGGGGGUUUAUUGCCAUGACAUGGCUCUACAACUUCAGCUUUAGCGCCACCUGCGGCCCUCUUUCAUGGAUUAUUCCCGCCGAGAUCUUUGACAUGAAGACUCGUUCCAAGGGUGUCUCAAUCGCAACCAUGACUUCGUACGCCUUCAACACCCUCAUUGGACAGACCACCUCCGUUGCCCUUGAUGACAAGAGCGGGAUCGGCUGGCGCUGGUACAUUCUCUUCAUUGUAUGCAACUUCACCAACGCCAUCUUCUUUUGGGCCUUCCUUCCCGAGACCGCCAGGCGUCCUCUCGAAGAGAUGAGAUACCUUUUUACCGAGGCUUCGCUUUUCAUCCCGACGUUGGACAUGAAGACGGUGGAGACUCACGAUCUCGAGCGAAGAGUCGAGGCCGUUGAGCAGAAGCGGGAACAUGAAACCGAGCACAUCUGA